Messenger RNA from Papilio polytes (common Mormon), 1755 nucleotides. It is a transcript of the gene Mpv17, whose product is annotated as protein Mpv17. Gene Ontology annotation, cellular component: membrane; cytoplasm. The coding region runs from base 375 to 926 and encodes 183 amino acids. The record is from RefSeq and is a predicted model, not a curated record. The transcript has 2 exons. NCBI's taxonomy places the organism in Eukaryota, Metazoa, Arthropoda, Insecta, Lepidoptera, Papilionidae.
UCAAUGUCAUUGCCAACUUGCCUACCGAGGAACCGGAAACCUAAGAAAGCAUUUGAUUUGUAACCCGAAACUGUAUUUUUAAAAAAACAGUAGCGCUGAGUAUAAAGAUAAAUGGCAGAUGAGAACUAGACACAACUGAAACAUUUUAUACCCAAAAACUACUUGACUUUUAUUUAUUUAUUAAGUGCAAAUGUAGUUUUUACACGUGUUGAACAAAAAGUAUAAUGUUAAUAAUCGACGUUUUCGUGCAUAUAUUUAACCUUAUAAAAUGUACAUGAAGUGUAUUGUUUUCCAUGACCAUAGUAAAUUUAUGUAAAUUAGAACAGUUUUAAAACAACCUUAGUUCUACAUCUAGUACAGAGAAAUUUUAAAUCAUGUCUGCUAGACACAUUCUGCAAUUGUAUCAAAAAUAUCUCCACAAACAUCCGUAUUUAGUUCAAGCAAUUCAAACUGGAGCUCUUAUGGGUGCUGGCGAUUACAUAUCUCAAACAUUAGUAGAAAAGAAAUCUGUGAAAAAUGUUGAUCUUGUAAGAACCCUAAGGUUUUCAUCAAUAGGAUUUUUUGCUGGUGGUCCAGCAUUACGAGCCUGGUAUGGGUUUUUAAAUAAAUAUAUAGGAUCAAAGGGUAAAACUGUAGCACUUAAAAAAGUGUUUGUAGAUCAAGCUGUUUUUGCUCCAAGUUUUCUUCUUUUUGUUCUUGUAACUUUGGGUGUAAUGCAAGGAAAGUCAUUCGAACAUAUAGAAAAAGAUAUUCAAUCCAAUUAUUUAGAUAUACUAAAAACAAAUUAUUAUGUUUGGCCAUUUAUACAAAUUGUUAAUUUUUAUUAUAUCCCCUUGCAAUAUCAAGUAUUGAUUGUGCAAACUGUGGCCUUGUUUUGGAAUACAUAUUUGGCAUGGAAAACAAAUAGAAAUGAAUUAACACAAUAAUGUGUAUGGUAUUAUAUAGCUAUUAGAUUUUUUGCACUUGAUCUGAUACUUUGGAACAAUUGGGAUUUCCAAUAAUUAUUAAUUAAUCAAACUCAAGUAUUAAUAAACUAGUAUUUUUUAUUUAAGAUAAAGUAACAAACUCCAUUUUUUAACUUACAAAUAGCACAAGAAAGCAAAGUUAAAAUCUAAAAGUGCUAUUUGCUGGAUAAACUUAAAUAUUAAUUUAAAUGACUGGUAUAUAAAACUAAUCAUUAUAAUUUUGUAUUGAGUAUUCACAUUGUACUGUAAUUUUAAUAAAUGUUGGAAUUUUAUUGGGACUUUUUAAUCAAUUUUAACCCAAAAUUGUAGUGUUGUCAUUAACAUUACCAUGUAAAAAAAUGGCUUAAGAACUGUUUCACGUUUAUCGAAUCGUGAUACCAGGGGAGGUUGCCCUUGGAGAUUAUCACAUAACCUUAUGGUCAGCGGUCCAAAACCAAGGACCUGAGCCGGAGUGGUUGGUUAAAGAAAACUUUAAGCUUUAAAAAUAUUUUUAUUCGAAUUGUAAGAAAUGUGUGUGUUAAAAAUAUUAUUAACAAAAUAUGUACUUCAAAAGGGUCAAAAAUAUCGAUUUUAAUAUAAGCAAUAAAUUAAAUGCUUUGCAUUUUGAUGCGGACUUGAGUGAAGUCAAGAAUUGAUGAUUCUGUCCAAUUUUGACAGUCACGUGACUUAAGUGUGAUAACAACAUUUGGAUUUGACCUUGAUAUUGGCUUACAAUUUUCUUCGUGUAAUCCGCAUUCCAAUACGAUUUAUAGCAAACGCUCGGUGCAUAACUCGGUGGGUCAAAGUUAAA